UUGUCAACCAAUGAGCUUGUACCAAUGAUAACUAUUUAUCAUUGAUAUCAUCGGUAUUUAUUAUUGGUUACUAAAUUCUCCAUUGGUUAGAUUUAAAGGGGGUGAUUCAACCCUUAACAAAAUGGACAAUGUUAAUAAUGAAUUAAACAGUGACUUGAGCAAUACUUCCUUAACAAGAUCCAAUUAUAGUAGAAUUAUGGAAUCAAAUAAUGAUUUUGAUAGCAGUAGUGAUGAAAAUGUGGUAAAUUUAGCUGUUGAACGAAGAAGAAAUCGUAUUUCAAGAGUAAACAACAAGAUAAGCUUAGAAAAAAAAGAAACUUUAAUAAAACUAUAUGAAGAAGGUAAAAUAAUAGCCGAGGCAGCGCAAAUAUCAGAUGACUACGGAAGGCUGUGUGCUUCCCCGAGACAACCUACUUUUUUUCGAGGACUCCAUUUUGACUUAGAAAAUCAUAAACAAAUUUAUGUAAAAUGAAGUCAAAAGAAAAUUUUCUGUACACUUUAAGACA
Messenger RNA from Polistes dominula (European paper wasp), 506 nucleotides. RefSeq lists its product as uncharacterized. The record is from RefSeq and is a predicted model, not a curated record. NCBI's taxonomy places the organism in Eukaryota, Metazoa, Arthropoda, Insecta, Hymenoptera, Vespidae.